Messenger RNA from Onychostruthus taczanowskii (white-rumped snowfinch), 1256 nucleotides. RefSeq names its product complement C1q C chain (gene C1QC). Gene Ontology annotation, molecular function: protein binding. The record is from RefSeq and is a predicted model, not a curated record. The transcript has 3 exons. NCBI's taxonomy places the organism in Eukaryota, Metazoa, Chordata, Aves, Passeriformes, Passeridae. The coding region runs from base 121 to 858 and encodes 245 amino acids.
GACUUCCUCCAUGAGGGUGUCAGGGAGCCGCACCCACUGCGCUGUGCUGGCAGUGACCGCGCGCCCAGCGGGAUCGGCAGCCUGGCUUCCCUGCCCUGGUCCCCGCCAGAGAACACCAAAAUGGAGAACAGAUUCUGGGAGCAGCUCUAUCUGGCCCUCACCCUCCUCCUCCUGAAUCUGGGCUCUGCUGUGGCUGUAGAAAACCCUCACAGCUGCUAUGGAGCCCCAGGUCUGCCAGGCAUGCCGGGUAUACCAGGCAGGGAUGGCCGGGAUGGACUGAAGGGAGCCAAAGGGGAGCCAGGUAUCCCAGCUUCUUCUACACAGCUAGGGCCCAAGGGCAUGAAAGGGGAACCAGGCCCCCCUGGCCCUCCAGGCAAGCGUGGCCCCCCUGGGCUCCCUGGUGCAAUGGGAAUCCCUGGGGAGCCGGGCCAUGCCGGCCCCCCGGGAAUGCCAGGCAGCUCCAAGCAGAAGCAGCAGUCAGCGUUCUCAGUGACGAGGCAGACCAGCCAGUACCCCUUGAAGAACAUCCCCGUGGUUUUCAACAACGUCAUCACCAACACCAACCAUGACUACAACACCACCACGGGCAAGUUCACCUGCAGGUUCCCUGGGGUCUACUACUUCGUCUUCCACAGCUCACACACAGCCAACCUCUGUGUCAUCCUGCACAAAAACCAGAGGAGGAUGGCCAGCUUCUGUGACCACAAGACCAACACCAUGCAGGUCAGCUCGGGGGGGACACUGCUGCACCUGGCUGCUGCGGACGAGGUCUGGCUGGGAGUGAACGACUACAACGGCAUGGUGGGCAUCGCCAACUCCGACAGCAUCUUCUCAGGCUUCCUGCUCUUCCCAGACUAGAGGAGCAGCAGAGCUCACCCCAGCACCCCGACACCUUCUACCUGCCCUGAACACACUGCUCGCUGCUGGGCUCUUCCUGAUGCUCCCAGUUUCUCUGCAGGGAGGGCAUCAAGCCCAGCAGCCAGACCCAGCCCUCGGUCUGGGGGCUGAGCAUGGUAGCUGUUGCACAGGGGGAACAGGCACAUCUGGUACAUCUGCACCCAGAGUGAUGGUGCUGAGCUCCUGGUCCUGCUGGCCCUGCCACGUGCAUCCCCCCUUGCUAACCCCACAUUACUUCAGAGGUCUGCCUGUGUUUUUCCUCUCCCCACCUGGGCUGCCUCAGGUUCAGCCAGGUGUCCUGGCCCAGGCUGCAGCAACCCCUUUGCCAUGAGCUGGCUGUGGAAAGUGUCAAUAAAUCC